Molecule: messenger RNA, 321 nt
Organism: Penicillium diatomitis
Lineage: Eukaryota; Fungi; Ascomycota; Eurotiomycetes; Eurotiales; Aspergillaceae
Exons: 2
Coding region: 1-321 (106 amino acids)
Source: RefSeq, a predicted model, not a curated record
AUGGCCAGAAUCAGGCAUCAAACCACCUACCGAGAUGCGGGGGAAGUGGACUGGUCACCCAUGGCUCCUUGGGAAACAGAGCAGAUCUUUCUCGAUGAAUGCCCCAAAGAUCAGCCCCACAUGACAAGGUCACUGAUUGUCGUUCAACAUACCUUCGGUGAUUGUAAGCUCUUCGCCGGCGACUUUACCGGGGGUCCACUCGCCCUGAACAAUGAGAUCGCGGCUGGGUUUGCGGUGUCUGCAAUGAGUGGACGGAAGAGUGUGGACAAGUACUUUGCGUGGGCUCGAAUCACGCACGCAUUGAUUGAUGGAGUGGGAUAA